AUGGAUGCCUUUUCAGGCUAUAAUCAGAUUUUCAUGCAUCCGUCUGAUCAAGAAAAGACAGCCUUCAUCACCGACCGAGGCUUGUAUUGCUACAAGGUCAUGCCAUUCGGUCUGAAGAAUGCCGGUGCAACUUACCAAAGGCUAGUAAACAGGAUGUUUCAAGAACAAAUUGGUAAGAAUAUGGAGGUUUAUGUUGAUGACAUGCUAGUCAAAAGCAAGCUGCAGAUGGACCAUGUUACAGACUUGCAGGAGGCGUUCAAGACAUUGAAGCGCUUUAAGAUGAAAUUAAACCCUACAAAGUGUGCAUUCGGAGUCUCAUCCGGGAAGUUCCUCGGUUAUAUGGUGUCUAGCCGAGGGAUUGAGGCUAAUCCAGAAAAGAUCCAGGCGGUAUUGGAUAUGCAAUCUCCAAAGAAUGUGAAGCAGGUUCAGCAGUUGACAGGAAGAGUCGCAACCUUGAACAGGUUCAUCUCUCGGUCUACAGAUAAGUGUCUUCCAUUUUUUAAGAUUUUACUACAGGCUUUCGAAUGGUCUGAAGAGUGCGAACAGGCGUUCGAACAGCUUAAAAAGUAUCUGGUUAGUCCACAUCUUCUCAGUCGAGCUGUUCCUGGGGAAACAUUGUAUCUAUACUUGGUAGUAUCACCAACUGCUGUUAGUGCGGCUUUGAUCCGGGAGGAAGAAGCGGUUCAGAAGCUAGUCUACUUCAUCAGCAGAGCGUUGCAUGGCGCCGAGGAAAGAUACGUACAGAUGGAGAAACUCGCUUUCGCCUUGGUAAUUGCCUCCAGAAAGCUCCGACCAUACUUCCAAGCUCAUACAAUCAAUGUCCUGACCGAGUAUCCAUUAAAGAAAGUACUUCGGAAGCUGGACUUGUCUGGUCGGCUGGUCAACUGGGCAAUUGAAAUUAGUGAAUUCGACAUUCACUUUAUCUCACGUAAUGCUGUUAAAGGUCAGGCUUUAGCAGACUUUGUGGUAGAAUUCACCAACAUUCAAGACCAGGAGGAUUGGCCGAAAGAGAGAACAUGGGUAAUUUAUGUGGAUGGUUCAUCUACCGGUGGAGCUAGGGUCGUAAUGAUCACGCCGGAUGGAAGAGAGUUGAAAAGCUCAUUAAGGUUAGAAUUCAAAACUACCAACAACGAAGCUGAGUAUGAAGCUGUAAUAGCUGGGCUCGGUUUAGCUCAAGAGCUAGAGGCAGAGUUGGUGGAAGUUCGGAGUGAUUCACAAGUUAUAGUCGGCCAUAUUCGCGGCGAGUUUGAGGCUAAGGGCACCAAAAUGAAACUCUACUUGUCCAAAAUUCAAGGUAUGCAAAAAUCUUUUAAGAAGUUUUGCAUUGUUAAAAUCCCAAGGGAAGAGAACAAGAAGGCCGACCAUCUGGCCCAUUUAGGCUCUUCAACAGAGUGUGAGGUGAGAGAAUUCGAUCAGAUAAUACAAGUUCAGCAACAGCCUUCCAUUGCUGAGAAGGUUUUUAUUCUAACUAUCGAAGUCAUGCCUGUUUGGGCUGAAGAAAUUGUUGGUUAUCUUGGAAGGGAAAUUCUGCCGGCAGAAAAGAGAAAGGCUGAAGAAGGUGAUUAUGUUCUUCGAGAGAUUCAUGAAAGAAUCUGUGGCAGUCACUCGGAACCCCGCAUCUUGGCUCACAAAGCAGUAAGAGCAGGAUUGUUUUGGCCGAGCAUGAACCAGGACUCCAUAAAUAUGGUCAAGACUUGUGAUAGCUGUCAGCGCUUUGCCAAUGUUAUCAAACAACCUCCAGAAGAACUAAGCUCGGUUUCGUCACCAUGGCCAUUUUCACAAUGGGGGGUGGAUAUAGUAGGGCCAUUACCUACAGGGAAAGGAGAAGUUCGGUUCGUUGUGGUCGCUGUAGACUAUUUUACCAAGUGGGCAGAAGCUGAAGCUCUGCAAUUUGACUGUGAGUCCUUUCGGAAUUGGUGUGCCGGACUUCAUGUUCGGCAAUACUUUUCAUCUCCGGGACAUCCUCAAGCAAAUGGACAAGUAGAAGCAACGAAUAAGACCAUAUUCCAGAUUCUGAAGAAGAAGCUCGGUCAGCAUAAGGGGGAAUGGUCAGAAAAUCUUCCCGAAGUUCUAUGGGCAUACCGCACAACCAGAAGGACUCAAACUGAGGAGACUCCUUUCGCCUUAGCCUACGGAACCGAGGCUGUCAUCCCUGCCGAGGUCGGAUCAUGA
Molecule: messenger RNA, 2172 nt
Organism: Corylus avellana
Lineage: Eukaryota; Viridiplantae; Streptophyta; Magnoliopsida; Fagales; Betulaceae
Source: RefSeq, a predicted model, not a curated record